GCGCCUUAUAUUUCCUCCACUUGCAAUUAACCCUUCGUAAAAUUAUUAUUUACAGUCGCAGAACGCUUACCGGCCGGGAAUUGGGAUACCGCCGGCGCCGGAAUCUUCCAGCACCACCUUUGAUCUUGUAGAGUGAAAAAUAGCAACAAAACGAAACGAGAAGAAUUUCAGAAGCAAACUUCUUCCAUACAAAUCCUAGAAGACAAUACAUGAAUCGCUCUUCUCUGAUUCCGAAGCAAUUGAAUUGGGGUAUACCUAAAAUUUGAAGCCUGCGUGUUCUUGGCUAAACAGAAUUUUGAAAGUUUUUGCUGCAGGCUAAACCAGCAUGAAUAUUGGUUCAAUCAGUGCUUGCACGAGGAAUGUUGUCCAUCUGAACUCCCGUGUUCCCAUGCAGAUGGGCAGCAACAUAUGUUCAGUGCUUUCCCCAAGAAUAUCAAAUUCAUGCUGUUCAUAUGGCAUUUCAAGACCAAAAUAUGCCGAUCAAUCUGUAACCACGAUAUCAUCUUGUACACCAAAUACUAGCCAAAGAUUUCCGGGAGGCUGUCUCAGUUACUGCUUCUCCAGACAGCCGAUUGACUUCAAGAAUUUAACAGUUAAAGAUUUGAUCACUGAUGGGGGAUCGCAUGGACGAGGACUUGAAAUUUCAUUGGCAUGCAAAGGUAUGAAUGUGAAGCUCUCAAUCACUAAUGAUGGGUUUAGCAAAAUCAAGCAUAACAUGCGAUGGCCAGAAAGAUGUGCAUCUGCUGGCUUAGUUUUUGGUUGGGUGGUUUGUUAUUCAAGUUCUGAACCAGUCCAUGCUGAAGCAGCUUGUGAGAAAGAAGAUAAUGAAGAAAACUCUGAUUCUUCUCCUGUCAAAUUCUCUCAUGGAAAGACGGUUUACACCGACUAUUCUGUUAUCGGAAUUCCUGGAGAUGGAAGAUGUUUGUUCCGCUCUGUUGCACAUGGUGCUUGUUUGCGAUCCGGGAAAGCGGCUCCAAGUGAGAGCCUUCAGAGGGAUUUGGCAGAUGAGUUGCGGAAUAAAGUUGCAGAUGAGUUCAUCAAACGACGCAAGGAAACGGAAUGGUUUGUUGAAGGUGAUUUCGAUAGGUACGUGUCAAAUAUGCGAAAACCACACAUAUGGGGAGGCGAGCCUGAGUUAUUCAUGGCCUCACAUGUUCUUCAUGCUCCUAUAAUUGUGUACAUGUAUGAUAAAGAUUCUGGUGGGUUGAUAUCCAUUGCUGAAUAUGGCGAUGAAUAUGGGAAAGAAAAUCCAAUCAGAGUUCUGUACCAUGGUUUUGGCCAUUACGAUGCACUGCAGAUUCCUGCAACUGCAAGUAAAGGGGUACGUAGAUCCAAACUUUAGUGUUAUAACUGAAAUAUUGUGAAUUAAUGACAUCUUAUUUUAUUCUAUUAAUAAAUCUGUCUCCAUUUCAAUGAGAA
Momordica charantia (bitter melon) is the source of this 1419-nucleotide messenger RNA. RefSeq names its product Cysteine proteinases superfamily protein. The record is from RefSeq and is a predicted model, not a curated record. Gene Ontology annotation, molecular function: cysteine-type deubiquitinase activity. Gene Ontology annotation, biological process: protein deubiquitination; endoplasmic reticulum unfolded protein response; ERAD pathway. Lineage: Eukaryota; Viridiplantae; Streptophyta; Magnoliopsida; Cucurbitales; Cucurbitaceae. Gene Ontology annotation, cellular component: cytosol; nucleus.